AUGGAGGUAGACGAUGAAGAAGAAGUACAACCUGACUUGAAAGUGUAUUUACCAGGACAACCUUUAGCAGAAGGUGAGGUCUUGGAAGCAGAUCCUUCCGUCUAUGUCAUGCUUCAUAAUCUCGAAGUUCAUUCUCCUUUCUUGAGUUUUGACAUCUUACAAGACAAAUUGGGCGAUGAAAGAAAAAAUUUCCCUGCUACGGCCUAUAUAGCUGCAGGUACAUCUAUCCCCGGCGUCAGAGAUAAUGAAGUACUAGUGAUGAAGAUGUCCUCUUUACAUAAAACCCAACAGGAUGAUUCCGACGAUGAGGAUGAUCCAGAUGCAUUAGACGAAGAUCCAGUUCUUGAACACCGAUCGAUACCACAUAACGGAUGCGUGAAUAGAAUCAGACUCAUGCCUUACGCUCAAGAAAAACAUAUUGCGUCCACUUGGUCCGAGACGGGCAAGGUGCACAUUUAUGAUUUAACACAAGCAGUAGACAGUUUAGAAGUGCCCGGUACGCCUGCCAAGAUGUCUCAAAAGCCAUUAUGCACUAUCAACCAGCACGGACGUGACGAGGGUUAUGCUAUGGAUUGGUCCAGACUUGAUGUUGGCCGUCUCUUGACAGGUGAUAACAGCGGAAAAAUAUAUCAGACAUUACUCACGCCCACGGGUGUGCAGACAGAUUCAGUUGCAUUUAGAGAACACAGAUCAUCUGUCGAAGAUCUCCAAUGGUCACCUACAGAAACAACCGUCUUUGCGUCCUGCUCAUCUGAUCAGACCGUCAAGAUUUGGGAUACACGUAACAAGAAGCGAUCAGCCGUGAAUGUGCACGCAUCAAGUUCGGACGUGAACGUGAUCACCUGGAACACAAAGGCAGCUUACUUAUUAGCCAGUGGGCAUGAUGAUGGUAUCUUUAGUAUCUGGGAUCUUCGUACAUUCAGAUCCAAUAGCGGCAAACCCACGCCAGUGGCUACCUUCAAGUGGCAUCACGCACCCAUCACAUCCAUCGAAUGGCAUCCAACAGAAGAAUCCGUCUUGGCUGUCUCCGGCGCCGAUAAUCAGUUGACCCUCUGGGAUCUUUCAGUCGAACCAGAUACGGAACAAGAUGGACAGAUGACACAUGAGGACGUGCCGCCUCAGCUGUUGUUUGUUCAUCAGGGACAAGAAGAUAUUAAGGAGUUACAUUUCCAUAGGCAAAUACCUGGUUGUGUGAUCAGUACGGCAAACACAGGAGUUAACAUUUUCAAGACGAUCAGUAUUUAG
Rhizopus microsporus ATCC 52813 is the source of this 1245-nucleotide messenger RNA. Its product is annotated as ribosome assembly protein rrb1. Gene Ontology annotation, molecular function: protein binding. The record is from RefSeq and is a predicted model, not a curated record. The transcript is spliced from 4 exons. Bases 1 to 1245 code for a protein of 414 amino acids. NCBI's taxonomy places the organism in Eukaryota, Fungi, Mucoromycota, Mucoromycetes, Mucorales, Rhizopodaceae.